Messenger RNA from Stegastes partitus (bicolor damselfish), 5005 nucleotides. RefSeq names its product importin 11 (gene ipo11). Gene Ontology annotation, cellular component: cytosol; nuclear envelope. The record is from RefSeq and is a predicted model, not a curated record. The transcript is spliced from 30 exons. The coding region runs from base 119 to 3046 and encodes 975 amino acids. Lineage: Eukaryota; Metazoa; Chordata; Actinopteri; Pomacentridae. Gene Ontology annotation, molecular function: small GTPase binding. Gene Ontology annotation, biological process: protein import into nucleus.
CAUUCCUACAAGCGUGUGUUUCCAUCUCUCAUUACAUUACCAUUGGCAGAGCUUUAGCAGCCACUGUUACAAGCACACAUUCUGUUUUCUACCGGCAUUCUUUACGAUAUAUCCAGCUAUGGAUAUGGACAGUGCCAGUUCGGUGGUGCUGCAGGCCUUAACCCAAGCUACCAGUCAGGACACAGCAGUGCUGAAGCCUGCGGAGGAGCAGCUCCGGCAGUGGGAGACCCAGCCAGGCUUCUACUCGGUCCUUCUGAAUAUCUUCAACAACCACAUGCUGGAUGUGAACGUCAGGUGGCUGGCUGUGCUGUACUUCAAAAAUGGCAUUGACAGAUAUUGGAGGAGAGUAGCGCCUCACGCGCUAUCAGAAGAGGAGAAGACGUCACUGCGUGCUGGUCUCAUCACAAACUUCAACGAGCCUGUCAAUCAGAUAGCAACCCAGAUCGCAGUACUGAUAGCCAAGGUAGCCCGUCUGGACUGCCCCAGGCAAUGGCCGGAGCUCAUCCCAAUUCUGCUCGAGUCCGUGAAGGGUCAAGAUGGCCUGCAGCAGCACAGAGCGCUGCUAACCUUCUAUCACGUCACCAAAACCCUCGCCUCCAAACGUCUGGCGCAGGACAGACGACUUUUCCAGGAUCUGGCGUCGGGCAUCUACAGCUUUGCGUGCUCCCUGUGGAGCCAUCACACCGACUGCUUCCUCCAGCAGAUCUAUGCCAGAGAUGAGGCAGCGGCGCUCAGCUCACUGGAGAGGACCCUGCUUUCUCUUAAAGUGCUUCGCAAGUUGACGGUCCACGGAUUCCAAGAGCCACAACAGAAUAUGGAAGUGAUGGGGUUCCUGAAUGCAGUGUUUGAAAGGCUAAAACAGUUCUUGGAAUGCUGUCGCCAGAUUGGUUCAGAUAGCACAUGCAGAGAAAAGCUGGAGAAGACGAUCAUACUGUACACUAAAGUUUUGUUAGAUUUCCUGGAGUACCAUCCAUGUGCGUUUAUACCCCUAAUCCAGCGAUCCCUGGAAUUCGCCGUUAGCUACGUGUUCACACCUGCGGGAGAGGGAGUGACCUUCGAACGCUUCAUCGUUCAGUGCAUGAACCUCAUCAAGAUGAUUGUCAAGAAUGACGCCUACAAACCUGCCAAGAACAUUGAUGACAGUAAACCUGAGAGUCUGGAGGCUCACAAGAUCAAGACGGCAUUCUUCACACACCCCACGCUGACAGAGAUUGGACGCCGGCUCGUCUCACACUACUUCCUUCUCACAGAGGAGGAGCUGGCAAUGUGGGAAGAGGACCCUGAGAGCUUUGCCGUUGAAGAAACAGGCGGCGACUCCUGGAAAUACAGCCUGCGGCCUUGUACGGAGGUACUGUUCCUGGAUAUAUUCCACAACUACAGCCAGACCCUGACACCGGUGCUGCUGGAUAUGGUUCAGAAUCUCCAGGGUCCAACCAAUGUGGAAGACCCCGUUCAGCUGCUGAUGAAGGAUGCAGUGUACAACGCAGUGGGACUGGCAGCGUAUGAAUUGUUUGACAAUGUGGAUUUUGACCAGUGGUUCAAGAAUCAGCUUCUUGGAGAGCUGCAAGUCAGCCAUCACAGGUACAAGUUGAUUCGCAGACGAGUCAUCUGGCUAAUAGGACAGUGGAUCUCCGUCAAGUUCAAAUCGGACCUUCGACCUUUACUCUACGAGGUCAUCCUGAGCCUCAUGCAGGAUCCAGACUUGGUGGUGCGGAUUGAGACGGCAACAACCCUCAAACUCACUGUUGAUGACUUUGAGUUCCGGACAGAACAAUUCCUCCCAUACCUUGAGUCCAUCUUCGGGCUGCUCUUCCAGCUGCUGCAGCAGGUGACGGAGUGCGACACUAAGAUGCAGGUGCUCCACGUCAUCUCCUGUGUCAUCGAGAGAGUAAACAUCCAGAUCCGGCCGUACGUUGGCUGCCUGGUUCAGUACCUGCCCCUGCUCUGGAAGCAAUCUGAAGAACACAACAUGCUCCGAUGUGCCAUACUCACGACGCUGAUCCACCUGGUUCAGGGCCUCGGGGCCGAGAGUAAGAACCUGUACCCGUUCCUUCUUCCCGUCAUCCAGCUGAGCACCGAUGUUUCCCAGCCGCCACAUGUGUAUUUGCUAGAGGACGGACUCGAGCUUUGGUUGGUGACUUUGGAGAACAGCCCAGCCAUCACCCCGGAGCUGCUUCGAAUUUUCCAGAACAUGUCAGCGUUGCUGGAGUUGAGCUCCGAGAACCUGCGCACCUGCUUUCAGAUUGUAAACGCCUACAUAUACUUGUCUGCCACAGAAUUCCUGCAGAACUAUGCAGAAUCGUUGUGUCGAUCCUUCUGUGAACUCCUGAAAGACAUCACGAACGAGGGACAGGUCCAAGUGCUCAAGGUGGUAGAGAUAGCUUUAAAGGUCAGUCCCAUACUGGGAGCCCACAUGUUUCAGCCCCUGCUGCCAGCUGUCUUCAGAGGCAUUGUGGACGGCGAGAGAUACCCCGUGGUGAUGUCCACCUACCUUGGCAUCAUGGGUCGCGUCCUGCUCCAGAACUCCAGUUUCUUCUCGUCUUUGCUCACCCAAAUGGCUUCUGAGUGCAGCCAGGAGAUGGACCAGCUGUUGGGCAGCGUGAUAGAGAUGUGGGUCGACCGCAUGGACAACAUCACUCAGCCCGAGAGGAGGAAGCUGUCGUCGCUGGCUCUCCUCUCCCUCCUACCGUCUGACAACAGUGUGAUCCAGGACAAGUUCUGCGGCAUCAUAAACAUCUGCGUCGAGGCGCUGCAUGACGUCAUGACGGAAGAUCCAGAAACGGGCACCUUUAAAGACUGCAUGCUGAUGAGCCAUUUUGAGGAGCCCAAGCUAAGUGAUGAUGAGGAGCCACCAACUGAGCAGGACAAGAGGAAGAAACUGUUGGCCCUGGAGGACCCGGUGCACAGCGUUUCUCUGCAGCAGUUUGUCUACGAAAAGCUGAAGGCUCAGCAGGCCCUGAUGGGGGACCAGGGCUUCGGGGUCCUGAUGGAGACUGUGGACACGGAGCUCGUCAGGCAGCUCCAGGAGUUCCUCCAAGGCCUCUGAAUUCCGUCUACAGUCCCUUCACUACCUUACACAAACAUCUUUGCCUAACGCUACCCUCUGCCCCCCCUUUUUUUGAAAACGUACUGGAAAAGGCUAACAAUCUGCCCGACGUGUGGACUCCUAAUUCAGACCUUCCCAACCUCUGCCCAUGCUAUGCCUUAUCUAUAUUCAGCCUUGUCAACUGUCCUCAGCUAACCCCGUGUCCCCCUUCUCUAUUAUCUGGUGUCUUUUACAUCCCUUUUUCUUUUUUCUUUUUCUUUUUUUUUUUUAUAGCGAUGCGGUUCAUGUGGGUGCUUAAAAACGUCAAAGUACAUCCACGUUUUUAAAACACCCACAUGAACCCAUCAGCACACGAGAGCUUCCACUCAAUUCUUCUAGUUUCUUCACUUUCUGUGGUUUUGAAGCGAAAUGGGGAGAAUAUCGGAGGAAUGGUAUAAAAAAAUAAAAUUAAAAAAAAAAAACCUGUGGGGAGGGUCGGGGGAGUUUAAAAAUCAUCUGCAGGUGCCAGAGCAGGAGCCUCGGACUAUUUUCUAUGGAGAAACAUACGGAUUGUAGCAGAAACGUGGAUAAACCAAAACCGAAGGACCUAAAGCAGUGUUUACAGAAUCUAUUCUUAAAAGAGAAAAAAAGAAAUGUAAUUUUGUAUGUAUGUAAAGUAUGGAUGAUAUUCUGCAUGACGAUGAUAUUUUAAUUUCCAUUUUGUUUUUACUUUGUUAAUUUCUCCUCCAUUUUUAAAAAACAAUCUAUAUAUAUAAUUUUGUCAUAGCUAGAGGUCACGUUGAAGUAACUACUGAGAGAACUCAAAAGUGUUUUUCUUUCUUUUUAAGACCUAGUUAUAGAGGGAUUGUUUCUCUUUUUUUUUUUUUUUUUUUUCAUCUGUAAAAUGGGGGAUUUUUAAAUGGUUGAUUUGUAAGAGUGCUGAACCACAUUUAUAUGUACAUACAUACUGCUGCUAAUUGAUGGUGUGUCGGAGCACUUUAAUAACCAAAAACUGUUUCACAUAUUCUUUUCUUUUUUUCCCAUCUUCUCACAUCGGUAUACUUAGCGGCGGGACGCCUCGGAGCAGUGCAGCAGGAUUGUGCAAAUUAGGCUGAAGUUGCCUCAUCAUGAAUUGUCGCCGUUUUUCCUCGUCUCACCGCCGUCUUGUUUAACGUGCAGACGUACUGCAAACGGGUUGUGUCAUCACGGUUUUAUUUGAACGAAUUCGAUGCGUUCUGGCCCAAGUGGCUGUCGACAAGUCACAUGGUGAGUCACUGUGAAGGGUCAGAAUGCUUCACUCCUGAGAGGAAGUUGCGCGUAUUUCUGGUUUGACUGAGAGAUGAAGCUCAGAUUUGAUUUGAUUUCACAGAAGAACCAGUUUUUCGACUCAACUAAUUAUGAAGGAAAAUAAUAAAUGACUGCAUAGUGGCACUUAGCUAAUAAAUAAAUUUAUCUGAGAGGCAAGUGGACCUGUUUCAUGUAUGAAACGUGGUCUUAAUUUGACUCAUUUAGAGUAAAAUGUGGUUUAAUUUGAACUGAAAGUUUGACAAUAAUGUGAACCUAUGCCCUGCCUUUACAAUCUGUUCUUCUGGAAUUUAUGGAACAAUAUCGUUUUCUCUCUCUCUCAGUAAGCUGGUCCCCCUUCCUGGGCCAGAGAUGAUCCUGACACUAGCUCCUUUGACACUGUGAUAGAGUUGAGUAGCAGUCAGAGUUACAGCCUUAUGCUUUCAGCCUUACCUAUCCUUGAAACACACACACACACACACACACACAAAACCUUUUUACUAUUACGUUCACUUCUUAACUAGUUUAACCUUCUAAGAUUUCUUUACUAGUUAUUGACGGCGAUUAUGAAGUUUUGAACACGGCGGGCUCUAGAGGGAUGUUUUUGGGUUAUACACUUGGUUCUGUUUUGAUCGGAAAUAAUCCUUGUUGCGUUUUUCCAAAGCCUUCAAUAAAAUGCAGUAAUCAGCCAGAGAA